GAAAUAAGAAUUGCGCAGGCGCUAAAAACAUUUUCUAAAUUACUUCCUGGAUUAUAUCAACAACAAGCAACUAGUUUCCCAAACAUGCUUCCAAAUGCUACAUUUAUUACUUCCAGGUAUCAUUAUAUCAAAUUAUGAUACUAAAAGAAAAAAAGAAGCUUAUCUUACCUGAUCUUACCUGAAAGAACCUGCAAGUGAAAAAUCACUUCAAAGACUGUGCUAAUUACAAACAAGUGGUUACCAAUGAUAUAGUUUAGCUCCAAUCUAUUAGAAGUGCAGAAGUUUAUGACAUUUAGAUUUUCACAAGUAAAGAAAAUCAAUUAUUGAAGCUUUAAUUUCAACGAGAGUGAAAAUAGAACAAUGCUUCCCCCACUUGCUGUAUUUGAUUAUUUCAGGAAACUGUUUACAUCACUUGAAACAUUGUGUAACAGUUCCAACACAGAGCUGGACCAAACAAAACAAGUCCAUCUCCGUGCUUUAAACUACCUUGGAAUAUCAUAUGCUUUAGGAUACUCUCUAAUGUUAUUUGUGGUCACAUACUUUGUGACAAUUCCAUUUGCCUACGAAGACGGUUCAGGAAAUCGUGAUGAAGAAUCAAUUUCAUCCAUACGUUAUCUAACAAUUUACAUCUAUUUCAAUUUCAUAGCUAAUUAUGUUAUGUUACGGUAUGGAGCAAAGAAAUCAAUCUAUUGUACUCCAAGAGAUUUGCCCCUUUACAGUGCCACAACAAGAGAAGACUGGAAGACAUGCAAACAGUGUAACCAGGAUGUACCAGAAAGAACACAUCAUUGUCCCCUUUGUAAUAUGUGUGUAUUGAAACGUGACCAUCAUUGUUUCUUCGUAGGAUGUUGUGUUGGCUUUCACAACCAGCGAUAUUUUAUUUGUUGUGCUUUCCAUACAUUGCUGUGUUGUGCAUUAUCAUUUUAUUUCAUGAUGACAUAUUUGAGUGCCCACUAUGUUACAUUUCUUGGACCAGAAUUUUUUAAAUACUUUUUACCAUAUGCACUUGUUGUUUGGUUAUUUGGGAGUACCACAUUUGGAAUAUUUUUUUACAUUUUGAUUUUUUAUCUUAAUAUUACCACACUUCUAGCUUCAAUAUUUUUCUUUAUAUGGCAGUUUAAUUUAGUAAAGGGUGGUCAGACAAGUUAUGAGUUUGUUAAAGGAAAGAAAACCUAUCAAACUAAUGUGUUAACUAGUAUUCGAUCAGUGUUUGGUCCAUUCUGGAUUUUGAAUUUCAUUUUUCCAAUGCCAUGUUUUAAGAAUGAAGGAGAUGGAAAAACCUGGAUGAAUGGGAAUACAAAAUAUUUGUGAAACAUCCUGAAGAUGUUGAUAUAAUUAAGAAUCAAAUUUGACAAUGGUCUCAAACAUUGAAAAUUACAUGUGUUCAGAUCUACACAUACAUGUGAUCCUGUUCAGUACUAUAAUUCAUAUCCUUAAUUUUCAUUUUCAUUUUGAGAGAACAUGAACAAUUUGUCAAUCAGUUAUUUUAAUUUAAAAAAAAAUUGAAAUGAUUUUUUAUUUUUGUCUGCUGUGUUUAACAUUAUGUUUAGCUUUAAAAAAUGCAUUUUAUAUAUAUACAAAAUCUAAUUACCUCUAUUGUGAAUAAAAUCGACAUCAGAACUGUAUUUUUUUAAGCUUUAGAAAACCCUUUUAAUAUAUUAUCCCACAAGUGUACAUAUUUUUAAAUUAAAUUAUUAUUCAAAGAAAUCAUUGUUUUGAACCCACAUUGGCCACAUAGCCUCAUACUCAUAUCAUGAUCGCUUGAUACCCCAUAAUCAUACUACACAAAGCUUCAAGCUUGUGUUCUCGUUUAUUCUAUAUAUUAUGUAGUCUUUACAAUUUUUUGACAUUUAUUUUUAGAUUUGUACCAGAGAAACAACUACUUGUAGUAAUGCUGUUAAAAAUCUUGAGGGAAAUUCAGUUUCCCCCUUCCUUAUUGGGACAUUUAAACACCAUGUAAGGAGAUAAUGAGCAAUGUUUGUCACUAAAUAUCUUGAAAUUUUAUUCCUCAGCAUGUUUUCAUUUGAAUGAAAAACAAUUAAAUUAACAACAGAGAAUGCCUUCAAAUUACCUUCAAAAACUUUUAUAAAAAAUUCAGUAGAGUUAUCUCCCAUUUGAAUAAAUAUUCAAAUGUUGCUUUACUGCUUUUACUAUUGUCCUUUAGAAAAUUUACAUCAAUUUUAUUGUUAAGAAACAUGAGAAAGGGAUUGUGCGAACAGACUUCUAUAAUGAAUGAUUGAUUGUAUUAAAUAAAUUUAUGUAUAAUGUUACUCAAAUUGGUUGUAAAAGUUCAUGCCCAUAUACUAAGAUGUUCUUUACAAGUUUGAAUGAUAAUUUGUUGUGUUGAAGAAUAUAUUGUAUUCUAUUUUUGAAUAAAAUCAAGUAU
Molecule: messenger RNA, 2386 nt
Organism: Mytilus trossulus (common blue mussel)
Lineage: Eukaryota; Metazoa; Mollusca; Bivalvia; Mytilida; Mytilidae
Product: palmitoyltransferase ZDHHC22-like
Exons: 2
Coding region: 361-1311 (316 amino acids)
Molecular function (GO): palmitoyltransferase activity
Source: RefSeq, a predicted model, not a curated record